AUGGGCCCUUUAGUCUAUGCUGACCACCCCUUUCCGCUCAUUCCAACCCCUAUUUUCCAAAGUAAAGAGGUUAUCUUCCAGAAAGACAUGUUCACAGCAGCCGCCACGGAAAUGGCAUGUGUGCAUAACAUGCUGAUCCGAGGCCUCAACGCAAUCUGGCUGCAGGCACCCUAUAUCACCGAAAAAGACGAAAAAGCCUUCCUGCAUUUCAUCAACGUCUGGCACCUUCUCUUGCAAACACACCAUACGGGCGAAGAAGACACCUUUUUCCCCUUACUGGCAGAAAUGACGGGCGAAAAAGAAAUCAUGAAGGCAAACGUGGAACAGCACCACGCAUUUGAAAAGGGCGUACUCUGCUUAAUCAGCUACGUGAGUGCCUGUCUCACGAACCAAGUGGAGUACAACGGCGCCCGGAUUGUCCAGCUGGUCGACAGUUUUGCCUCGGUGCUCGUCGAGCACCUUAGUGACGAGAUACCUACGCUGCUAGACCUGAGGUGUUUUGGGGAUAAGCUAGCUGGGAUGCCGGAGAAGCUUGCGAAGGAAGGGGAGAAGCACAUGAAAGCGAUGGGACUCUUCAAAGGAGCUGUUUUCUGUUUGGCGACGCAUGACCUUGCGUAUGAGGGUGGGCUUCAUACGAAUUUCCCACCGAUUCCGAAGGUUUUACUGUGGGCACUUCGGAAUUUGGGCUGGUAUGUACAUUCCGAUUGGUGGCGAUUCGCGCCUUGUGAUCGUCAGGGUAAAAUGAGGCCAUUGUACGCAGCUAUUACAAAAGCACCCCAGUAG
Messenger RNA from Pseudomassariella vexata, 783 nucleotides. RefSeq names its product hemerythrin HHE cation binding domain-containing protein. NCBI's taxonomy places the organism in Eukaryota, Fungi, Ascomycota, Sordariomycetes, Amphisphaeriales, Pseudomassariaceae. The record is from RefSeq and is a predicted model, not a curated record. The transcript is spliced from 2 exons. Bases 1 to 783 code for a protein of 260 amino acids.